UGGGUGGGUGCAAACACAUGAAUCGUAGCUGCGGGCGGGAGGAAUAUCAGGUGCAUCUCUACGCCCCGAGGGCUCGACUCCUACAUUAAAUCCCUCCCACUGGAACAGCCGGCUCCAGUUUCAGCGAGAGCGAGCGUGAGAACAGGUCCUGCUCCGGCCAGGCAGCCAUAGCCACGGCUUCCACCUCCCCGCCUCUGCUCCCGGUCCCCAAAUGAGCGAGACUUCCCUGGUCACACCCACAGCCCGUGGAGCUGGCUUCAAGUAAAAGCACUCACUCAGAAAGGAAAGCGAAGGAGAAGCACUGACCUGCUUCCUUAAAAAUCACCAAAGCUGAACUACGCAGGAGCCGGCAGGGCUCAGACGCCUAACCACAGAGGGAAAAUGAGCCUUCUCAAAGAGCGAAAACCAAAAAAGCCGCAUUACAUCCCCAGGCCCCCAGGAAAGCCCUUCAAGUACAAGUGUUUCCAGUGUCCCUUUACUUGCAACGAAAAGUCACAUCUUUUUAAUCACAUGAAAUACGGUCUCUGUAAAAACUCCAUCACUUUAGUGUCCGAGCAAGAUCGCAUUCCCAAGUGUUCCAAACCGAACUCUUCGGACCCUAAGCCAACCAAUCAGUCCGACCCCAUGGCAAAGCCCACCUCCUCCAAGCCCGUCCCAAGUGGGCUCUCACACCUGGACGCCAAGCUCCAACAUGGCCUCGCCAAGGAUGACAUCAAGGAAAAUGUGGACCUGCAUGCGUGCGGGCCCCACAGGUGCCCCGGACAGAAGCCCACUCUCCACAAGGAAGCAGCACCCCUGAGUCCAGCUCCAGAAGCCACCGCGGGCACCCAGCCUGUGCUGGAAGGCGCUACCCGGCCUUCAGCAUUCAUUCCAGUCGGCGAGCACAGACUCAAAGGGCAGGAACUCACCGAGGCUCCUGAAGCGCUGACCCUGACCCAGCCCCCUGCCAAAGCUGCCUCCUUCCACACCAAGUCUGCCUUUCAUGCCCCUGGCUACCCGUGGAAAGCUGGCUCACCUUUCCUCACGCCUGAGUUUCCACAUAAAAUCCCAUCCACAAAGGGGUUUGGUGCCACUUCCCCGUACGUGCACCCCACCAUCGCAGAGUACCCACCUCACUUUUACACAGAGCACGGACUGGCCACCAUCUACUCACCGUACCUACUCGCAGGGAACUCACCCGAGUGUGACAGCCCCCUGCUGUCCGUCUACGGGGCCCAAGACCAAAGACAUUUCCUGCCUCACCCAGGGCCGAUCCCUAAGCACCUGAACCCGGCUCCAUCCACGUACGACCAUUACAGAUUCUUCCAGCAGUAUCACUCCAAUCUGCCGAUUCCUUAUGGAUUUUAUAGACCAGAGUCUGCAUUUUCCUCCUACGGCCUCAGACCCCCACCCGUUGCUGGUAUUUCACAAGAUCAAAGCUCACACCUACUGGAAGAAGCUGCCCUGGCCUACCCGGCCUGGAGUCCAUCCAAGUUAACCUCUUCCAACUCCCACAAAAAACACACAGAGUUUGAGAAAGAGAGUCCGACUCCCGAGGCUAAAGACCUUUCCAAAGAUGGGCAGAGGGACACGGAAGGGACCAAAAUGAGCCCACGUGCAGGCAGCGCGGCCACAGGCUCCCCGGGAAGGCCGAGCCCCACCAAUUUCACGCAGACAAGCCAGCCCUGUGCCGGGCUGUACAGCCUCUUGGACAUGCCGGCCUCCGGCGCCCCAGGAAGUCUCCAUCCACCAGAACAGAGCCUCACAGCCUUCAAGCCUGUCAAGAAGAACACGGAGCGCCCACAUUCCCAGGCCCCAGAAAACAGAGCUGCAUCUCCAGAAAGCCUCGAGGCCAUGAACGAAGACGCUCUGGCUCAGAUGGGGAGCCUGGAAGCUGCACCCUCCAGCCCAGAGGACGGCUCCAGGGCAGCCCCUCUGAACCUGUCCACGAAACCAGAAGCGGAGCCGGCCACUACACACACCACUGCCUAUGGAGAAUUUGUGGAGCCACAGGACGCGCCCCUCAACCUCUCGGUGAAGGACCCCUGCAACGCCCUGACCUCGAGGCCCUCCGUCCGCAGCCGCCCGAGAGGGGCCGAACCCGCGGCUGCCCCCACCCCAACUCCUGCUCCGCAGUCGGAGACAGCAAGUUCCGGGGGCGGGCCCGACCCCAGCUCUGCGGAGGCCCCUGUGCCCAGCCCCGCCGGGAAGGCCCAGGACGCACGCUCGGCUGACAGUGACGAGCAGAAGCAGACUGCGGCCGUGGCCCUCUGCCAGCUGGCGGCCUACAGCCCAGGGAACGUCGAGCCCGCUGCCCAGGAGCCUGCCUGCCAGCCAGACGCACCCACCCCCAGAGCCCCUGAGAGCCAGGAGGCUCAGUGCGACCUCAGACCCAAAGGGCAAAAGAGGACGAGCCCCAGGGAGGCAGGGAAGGCCCAGCAGGGAACCAAGAAGGCAAAGCCCAGCGACACAGCCAGGGUGUUCACACUCCGGAAAAGAACGCGGGUGUCUUAGAGCCACCUCUGGCCAGCCACAGGCUGCAGCCACAAGCACGCCUUCCGGUGUAGGCGAGACAGCAGCAAACCUCCAUCUGGCCCUUGCUUUUUCAUCUGGUAAAUUUUUACAACGCAGUUUUCUUCUUCUCAAAAAAAAAUUAAACUAAACCUGCAACUCAAUUCAGUUUUGUAAAUACUAAGCAUGAACACUAAAAGGUGCUUCUACUUUUGGUUGUAAAAUAUUUGAAUGACUCACACUGUAGGACCUGAUGAAAUGCAUAGAACUAAAAGGUAACUUUUAGGUGUUAGCAUCUUAGAGAAACUCUCUUUAAAACACUUUUCUUAUAAAUAUCUCAGCCCUAGAACAAACUGUUUUAACUGUUUUUCUAUUAAAUCUACUGUGUGUUUUGAAGUAAAUAACAAUUACUGGGGAAAAAUGUCAGGAAAAGACAUUUCCAGUACUAGCAUUAAAGUUCUGUGUGUAAAAACACUGUGAUUUGUUAUGACUGAAUAAUACACAGACAGCAAGAGGCUAUUUAUACAAGUAAUUUAUUUCCACUGGGGAGAAUGCAUUGCUGGGGAAGCUAUUCUCAACAUGCUCUGUCUUCACAACUCAUUCAGACUCGUUUUCCACUUCCUAAAAUGAUGUAUAUGUUGCUAAUUUUCCAAUAAACUCAUAGGUGAACUUUAAGGAUACAUAAAAAGAAGACAAGCAUAAACUCUGUGUUAUACAAUAUUUUGCCACAAUAAAUAAACUCAAUGAAAAAGAGAAAAGACCUGAGGCAGCAAUUAAAACUGAGGACGAGGGUACAUCUGUGUGUGCAUGUGAGGGCGUGUGCAUGUGUGCAUGUGUCUGCUGUCCACCGGUAGUCAUCCAGCCCGGGGGAGCGCAGGCAUCCGGGGGCACCUUUGGAGACCAAGCGUACAGGGCCUGGCUGGCUUCACAAGGGCCCUUCCCCACUGUUCAGAGGGUGUUUCUCAGCAAUGCACUGCCUGGGGGCGGGCGGGGGGUCAAGAAAGGGCCUGGAAACAGUGGCACCGAGCUGAGCUGACUGGGUGAACCCUCCCUCCACAAGAUGGGCAGUUUCAACUCACACUCUGACCAAAACAGAGGUGGUCCCAAUAGAGCCAUCCAAUGAGCGUUCAAAGAAAAAGCACUGCUAAAGCUAACACCUGCCGUUCCCAGUGACGUGCACGUACAACAAGGUCUCUCAGUGCUCAGAGCUAAAAAUUAAAAUUUUUUAAAUAAAAAGUUGAUCUGGAACAUUGCCUUGUUCUAGAUAUAAGCACUACUCACCGAAAGAUAGCCUGAACUAAAAACCCAUCUUGUUAAUAGUUGCAUUCCAAUAAAAUGUUAUCUUCAGUUGUUUUGAUCAAGUUUGUACUAAUAACUAAUCCUGUAAAAACUCAAUCUAGAAAACUUAAAUACUUACUACCUUUUGGCAGAACAAAAUGUAAGAGUUAAAGUUUGCAUUCACAGACAUCCUCUUGCUGAAGAUACUUGACAGGGAGAUCAGCAAAAGAUUCUCAAGCACAGAAACAUGUUACAUUAAGGAAAAAUUUUCUAGGAAAAGUAAAUGGAAAUACAGGUUCAAGGAGACAAAGAAUAAAAUCCCUGCAUUUUAGAUGGAGGAUGGUGGAUUCCAAGGUACCAUGAUGACUGGAUCCCACCAGACAUAUUUAAAACAGUGAUGCAGAAGCUUUGUUUUAAAAUGACACCAUUCAGGAUGGCAAAUAACCUGCCUUGCAGCAAGUUAAAUCUAUACAAAACCACUGAUACCAACUCACAAGAGGGAUGCAGAGCUUGUCAUGUUCUUUUAAGGCAAAUAGGAGGCCGCUGUUACAAACUGCCCCUAAACCAUCCAGGAUGGCCCACGAGCCCCUGCCGCCCGUCCGAGGUGUGCCUGCAGACAGCCACACAACCACUAACCCAGUGCGUGCGCGCUGUCACGACCAGAAACCGAUGCACACCUGUGCAGCCUUCACUGGCAUGCCUGGGCUCUCCUUUUUUUUAUAUACCAAUAUGCUUUGACAAAGACCAAAAACAGGGUACCCCUGCCUUCCAACAAGUCCAUACCCUGUGGGAAGCAGAGCCAGGCCUCAGAAGCCUCCAGGAUUGGGGCCCAAAGCCUCACGCCCUAGAGACAAGCUCUCGCCUCGUGCCUUACACACAAGAACAUAAACCUUCCGGGGCCCAAAGAUUCUGAGGACACUGUUGUAUAGCUCACCCAGAACUGUCCGCCACCAUCUUAAGUGACAAGAAGAGGAACCAGAGACGGUUAACGACUGUCCGGUCUCCUGCAACCACACAGGCCAGGCGCCCAGCGCUGCCUCCAGAUGUUCACGGUGGAGCCAUGUGUGCCUUCAGCCCUGUGGACUCCUCCCGCCCAAUGCAGUUCCUCCAAAAGGUCACCUGCGCACACACAGCCGCAGAAACCAUGCAGGCUCUCUGUAUCUAUCCUUACAAGCACCAUGGGGUCUUAGAUCUUUGUAACAAAAAAAAGAAAAAAAACCAGUCUUGGUGGUUUUUCAAUGACAGUACGUUUCUUCAUUCACAUAUAACCCA
Messenger RNA from Balaenoptera musculus (blue whale), 5040 nucleotides. It is a transcript of the gene ZNF750, whose product is annotated as zinc finger protein 750. Gene Ontology annotation, cellular component: nucleus. The record is from RefSeq and is a predicted model, not a curated record. Bases 382 to 2493 code for a protein of 703 amino acids. Gene Ontology annotation, molecular function: DNA-binding transcription activator activity, RNA polymerase II-specific; promoter-specific chromatin binding; RNA polymerase II cis-regulatory region sequence-specific DNA binding. The transcript has 3 exons. Lineage: Eukaryota; Metazoa; Chordata; Mammalia; Artiodactyla; Balaenopteridae. Gene Ontology annotation, biological process: epidermis development; positive regulation of transcription by RNA polymerase II.